Messenger RNA from Rosa chinensis, 1627 nucleotides. Its product is annotated as 2-methoxy-6-polyprenyl-1,4-benzoquinol methylase, mitochondrial. The transcript has 8 exons. Gene Ontology annotation, biological process: ubiquinone biosynthetic process. Gene Ontology annotation, molecular function: methyltransferase activity. Bases 124 to 915 code for a protein of 263 amino acids. The record is from RefSeq and is a predicted model, not a curated record. Gene Ontology annotation, cellular component: mitochondrion. Lineage: Eukaryota; Viridiplantae; Streptophyta; Magnoliopsida; Rosales; Rosaceae.
AGUAUAAUACCAAAACGGUGAAAGCAAAAACAGAAGUAUGUAUUGAGGUUUCCACUCGGCGCUUUCGCAGAUUGAGGUUUCCACUCUUCUUCUCUUCUUCCUCUCUUAACUGUGUAUACAGUUAUGGCCUUGAGAACAGUGACGAGGAAGUUAGGGAGUAAACUGUCACCCAGGUUUUGUCCUGCAUCUCUAUUGCAUUCUCAUGCCACAAGCUUUGGAUUCAAGGAAGUACGGGAAGAUGAAAAAAGUCAAAUGGUUGGUAAUGUCUUCAGCAAUGUUGCUUCAAACUAUGAUACAAUGAAUGAUUUGAUGAGCGCAGGAUUACACAGAUUAUGGAAGGAUAGAUUGGUUUCCAAAUUGAAUCCUUUUCCUGGAAUGAACCAUCUUGAUGUGGCUGGUGGAACAGGUGAUGUUGCUUUCAGAAUACUAGACAGUAUAAACAGCAUCAAACGUAGAGCUUUGCUGAAUGUUCUUGAAGAUGAUUUUCAGGAAGAAACUAAGGUGUAUGUAUGUGACAUCAAUCCCAACAUGUUGAAUGUUGGUAAAAAGCGGGCCUUGCUGAGAGGUCUUGGAGAAGACAAAUCCCUUCUAUGGGUGGAGGGAGAUGCAGAAGCCCUGAGUUUCGGAGAUAAUACAAUGGAUGGUUACACAAUUGCAUUUGGGAUCCGGAAUGUCACACACAUAGAGAAAGCACUUUCUGAAGCUUAUAGGGUACUGAAACGGGGAGGAAGGUUCCUGUGCCUUGAACUCAGCCAUGUAGAGGUACCUGUAUUCAAAGACUUCUAUGACUUUUAUUCAUUCUCAGUCAUUCCCACCCUAGGAGAGCUAGUUGCAGGGGAUAGAGAAUCUUAUCAGUACUUGGUAGAGAGUAUUCGUCGUUUUCCACCACAGGUUUAUAUUCAUCUUCCCAUUUGAAUACUUUAUUCCAGUAUUAUAUGCAUUUUGUUGGAAACUUCUUGUGUACCCUGCCAAUUGGCAUGCUACAACUAAACGUCAAAACAGAGCAACCAUUUUGCUUUUGAAGAAAGAAAAAAUGCUCAAACAGUUUCUUCCAAAGGUCUGAGUUGAACAUGAAUACUAGAGGGAAAGAAAGUAGUAGAAGUUGAAGUGCUCUAAUUAGUGAAGUAAGUAUAAUUUAUUGUCUUGUCUAGGUGCAUUAUGUUUUGCUAUAUUAUAUUUUAGUUACAUUGCAAUUUUAAUUUACAUAAUUCAUGAUGGAAAUAAGCUUACUUUAGUGUCCAGCUGAGUUCUUGUACUAAAUAGUAUAUUGGAUAUCAAAAUGCAGUAAUCCAUGUCAUUAUUUCUCUUUUAUGCAUUGGUGUACGUGAUUUGGUAAUUAGAAAGUUGGGAGUAAACCUUAGCCAACCUCUGGCCGCAUUGCCUCGUAUUUCAAUUCAAUUUAAGUUUGGAACACUUGAAAUAUCAGAUGUUAUGUAUAUAGCUAUGAAAUGUUUAUACGGACUUAACUGAGGUGCUGCUGUGUUCCUUUUAUUUUUUAUUUUUCGCCUUUUCCUUGCAAGCAUAAUGAACGAGACAUUUGGAAUAUGUAUGUAUGUACAAUUCAUCAUGUUUGUACGUAAUUUGUGGCUUUUGUUAUAUCCCCCUUAUUAUUCAUCUGAAUUGAUGA